Messenger RNA from Paramecium sonneborni, 1276 nucleotides. NCBI's taxonomy places the organism in Eukaryota, Ciliophora, Oligohymenophorea, Peniculida, Parameciidae. The record is from the annotation of a GenBank genome assembly.
AUGGUUUUUAAUUACGUAAUCAUAGUUAUGAUGUCAAUUUCUUAAACCUCUUGUCAGUUUUAUUCUCUAGAAUCAGAGUAUUAAUUUUUCUUUAUGAUAUAGCAAUCUUAUUUAUCCCUUUUAUAUGUAGCAAAAUCUAGGAGAUCUAGAAAGUGGAAAUAUAUACAAUUACAAUAUAAAUAACUUUGGAAUUGAUAGCUUAAACGACGAUUUUAAUAUUGGAAGUAUUGAUUCUAUCAAAUAUAGUUUGGGUGAAUCCUAUUAAUUAUAGUUCUUAUUAUUAACUCAUUAUGUAAAUAAAUGGUAAUCAAAUCACUGUGAUAUAUUACAAUUAACAAAUCAGAAUUUUAGAUUAUUAUUAUGGCUAUUUAUAUCAAUCCUCUAUUUAGAAUUACUGGAUAUAUGUGUAUUAUUAAUAAAGAUCAAUUUUUGGAAUAUAUUAAAUUUGUUUUAUUGUAAUUUAUUAUGGACCAAAUCCUACAUGCAUUGAGCUGCCACCUAAUAAUUACUAUAAUUUUGGCUUUCUUUAACCAUCGAUUAAUUUAGAUAGUUUCUUUAACUAUUAUUAUAGUAAUUUUAUAUUACCUUUUGAUGGAUAAGCUAUCUCUAUUACUAUUAAAAAAAUGAAGAUAUAUUAGAGUUUUAAUUUUCAAAUGAUUGAUUUAAUGACUUUAAUGUAGUAUAUUGAACCAGAAGUGAUAUUAGAUCUAAAAAUAUAUGAAAGAAUUCAAACCCAAAUUUUAAAAGAUUGGAGCGAUUAUUAACAUAUUGUAUAGAUGGGAAAUUCAUUAAACUCAGAUUCUUAUGAUCCCCUAAUAAUUGUAAAUGAAUAAAUGUUAUAAUUUUCAAACUAAUAAUACAUUUAAAUUGAAAAUUUUAAGAUUUCCCAAUCACUAACAAUUGAAAUUUAAUUAUCUUCUGAUUCAAUUUCAGGAGAGUUCAUUAUACUCUCAUUAACUUCAAGAAGAUUAUAAUCAAAUAUUAUAAAAAUUAUGGCAGAUUUUAACUAUUAACAGAUUACAAUUUUAUUUUCACAGUAUAGUGUAUCUUUUACUAGUGGUAUUGAUUUUAAUUAAAAGUUAAUGAUUGGAAUUCUAAAUUUGGUUGAAAUGACUGUAAUUUUAUUUAUUUAAAAUGGCUAAAUAUUAAAUUUGAAUCCUUAUUUUACUUCAAUCGAUAUAAGAGAUACAGAUACUUUAAUUAUUGGAUCAAUUGAAAGUAUAUAUUGAUAUAAAUAAAGAUUUGAGUUCAGAAUCAUUUUAUUUAUCUAGUUUGA